AAUGGCUGCUGAGCUGGAGCCCGUGGCAGCUGUGGACCUUCCCUUGGCAGCCCUGGUGCAGCCCGAGGUAAAGAUGGAGGAGCAGGACCCAGGAGAACUCAAAGCUGGAGCUGAGGGGGCAGAAACUGGUGGGGCAGCCCUGAGAUGGUCGGCACUAGAGAAAAUAAAACAGUACCUGCAGGAGGAGCCAGCCCAGUGCCAGGAGAUUAAGGGCCAGGAGGUGAAGCAGGCCAUGCAGCCCCCUUCUGAAGUCAAGCUGCCCUUGGCAACCCCACGGCUGGCCCCAAAGCAUGACCUCCCCACCCCAGAGACUUGGCGCCGGCGCUUCCGAGGCCUCCGCUACCAGGAGGCCAAGGCACCGCGGGACGUUUGCAGCCACCUGUGGGAUCUCUGCCAGCGCUGGCUGGAGCCCCAGCGCCGCAGCAAGGAGCAGAUGCUGGAGCUGGUGGUGCUGGAGCAGUUCCUGGCCAUCCUGCCCCAGGAGAUGCAGAGCUGGGAGUGGGGGUGCGGUGUGGAGACCUGCGCCGAGGCCGUGACUCUGGCCGAGGGGUUUCAGCUUGGGCAGGCGGAUGAUAAGAAAUUUCAGGUCACGGUGAACGUGAAGAUCGAGGAAGGGUCCUCGGAGACGAUGCAGCCCCCGGGGGUAUUGCAGGAACCUGUUGAUUCCUGGCUGGAGCAGCCCAAGGCCCAUCCGGUGGAGCCGCCCCCGGGGGUAUUGCAGGAACCUGUCGAUUCCUGGCUGGAGCAGCCCAAGGCCCAUCCUGUGGAGCAGCCCCCGGGGGCAUUGCAAGAACCUGUUGAUUCCUGGCUGGAGCAGCCCAAGGCCCAUCCUGUGGACAUGUCUCUGGAAGAGGUAGGGCAGAGGGAAGUCCCCGGGCCUCCGGACAAGCCUUGUGUCCCCAGAGAAGAGCCCCUGCCCCACCAGGAGUCAGGUAAGUUACCGGAUGCCAUUGUCAGACUCGGGUCCUGCAGUCUCCUACUGCUUUGUGAGAAGCGAACAUUACCCUUUGAGCCUGACCAGAGCCAGACGUCCCUUGAAUCGGCCAUGGAAACCGAGACCAGCCAGGCAUCCGUGCCACUUGCAGACAGCGCAGACUCGUCUCUCUCGGCCAACACCCGGGGACCCAACUGGGACAGAGAUGAGCUGAAAGACCUCUUGGACAUAUGGGGGCAAGAAAGAAUCCAGCGCCUGCUGGAGAAGGGCCACCGCAACAAAAACACCUUCCUGUACAUCGCCGAGCAGAUGCGGCGGCGUGGCCACAGCAGGGACUUUAAGCAGUGCCGCUGCAAGCUCAAGUCACUGAAGUAUGAGUUUUUCCGGGCCAGAGAUGCCAACAACAGGGCCGGAGCGAAAAAACGAACGUGUAUAUUUUAUGACGAGCUGUCACGAAUCCUGUCGAAGGAGAAAGGGUACCAGACAACCAAACCGUUUGGCUCUAUAGGGGAGCAGGAGGUACUGGAGGUCCUGGACCACCGCGAGGACGAGAACAGCAUGGGGAGCGGGACGCCGGAAGAAUCGCUCGACGACAGCUUCAUGCCCGGGGACCACGGACAAGGAGCCCACAACGUGGAGAUGGUGACGAUUGAGAGCACGCCCUCCCCGCCGGCCCCAGCAGACACUUUGCAAGCUGUCCAGGCUGAACCGGGGGUCCGCGCAGAGGACACGCUGCGCACGCCGACCCCCGUUCCGCGGCAGCACGCCCCUCUGCAUGCGGAUGAGGGGGAGGGCUCGGAGGACACGGAAGACAGUAGUGACAUGGAGGAAUACAGCCACGUGCCCACCGCGUCACGGGCGCCCACCACCACGCAGACCCCGAGCCGUGCCCCUGACAACCCAGGCCCCGGGAGCGCUGCUGCAUGCGACGCUUCCCUGUCAGCGGGCACCGCAUCCGUGCACGGGAGGGCACCCGAGCGUGGGUCUCACGCAGAACCGCGGCCGCCCGCCCGAUCAGGGGCCGAGCGGAUGCGAGAUCACCGCAAAAGGCUGCGGCAGUCUAAAGAAGAGAUGCUGCAGUCUCUCGUGGCCACCGCGAAAUCCAGGGCCCGGGCAGAGGAUGCCUGGCGCGAGGAAGUCAGGGAGCAGCACAAACGAGGCCUAGAAAUGUGGCAAAGGCAGGAGGCCACCGUGGAGACGCUGGUGGCCGCCUUCGGCAGGACAACGGACGUGGCCAGCCAGUGCUUGGACCUGGUGGCCAAGUCCGCUGCGGCUCUGGAAGCAGUCGAGGAAAGCUUGGGCCUCGGUUCCCUCGCCCCCGACCCUCAACCGGCCGCGUGCGGCAGCCGGCAGCCGGCGCUCCGCGCUCGCCGGCCCUUCCUGCGGCUCCGGAGCAGGCCCGAGCGCGGGGGAGGGGGCCAGGGGCAGGACGGCGGCCUGCGCUGCAAGCAGCAGGGUGCUGAGGAGGGGGCCUCCAGCUCCGCACCCGCCUAGCCUUUUUUGGUUUUCGUGGUUUGGGACGUGGGGACGUGAACUGUAGCAGCCGCCGCGGGCGCCUUUGCCCUCCGUGCGCAAAAAACACUAAUAAAGUUAGAAGAAAUUGCA
This is a messenger RNA of Alligator mississippiensis (American alligator), 2539 nucleotides long. RefSeq lists its product as uncharacterized. The record is from RefSeq and is a predicted model, not a curated record. The transcript has 3 exons. Bases 2 to 2428 code for a protein of 808 amino acids. Lineage: Eukaryota; Metazoa; Chordata; Crocodylia; Alligatoridae.